This is a messenger RNA of Diatraea saccharalis (sugarcane borer), 3318 nucleotides long. The record is from the annotation of a GenBank genome assembly. NCBI's taxonomy places the organism in Eukaryota, Metazoa, Arthropoda, Insecta, Lepidoptera, Crambidae.
CGCAGGACUUGCUCUUAUGGAUCUCCGUAAUUCGUGCAUGGCAAUGGCACGUGGCUGUUGUUAGUCGGACUAUCUCGUUUAUAACGACUCACGUACUCACUUUACUCGGUGACCGUCGGCAACAGUCGAGUCUUCACGAACCGGCGCGGGUAUCGGGACGGGCUGCUCUGCUCAUGACGAUACACUAGCAUUCGUAUUCACUCAAACAAACCAAAUACAAAUUCCGUCAUCAACCAACACAAGCAAACCAUGCAAAUUGUCAGUCUGUCUCAGUGUGAUUUGUGUUGUAUUCGUGAUAGGACGUUUUUCAAUAAACGUUCCACGAUAUUAUCGCGGAGUGUAUUAUUUACUAAUAUUUGACUUUAUAUUUAAUUGAUAUCAAGUAAAGUAAUAUUAAAAAUACAUAGUGUAAUUCAUAACCUCCAAAAUGUCAGAAAGCGCACAGGAUGUCGUGCAGGAUGCCGCCGCGGCGGUCGCUGGAUCAUCACUUUUCAGCACUUUCGAUAUAGUUAUGCUUAUUGUUUUAUUGGGAGCUGCGGUUUGGUGGUUAUACAGCUCCAGGAAAGAAAGCAAGAAAGAUGAGAUUGUGCUUAGUAAAUACUCAAUCCAAACUGCGGGUUCGAUACAAGUGGCAGAGAAUUCCUUCAUCAAGAAGCUGAAAUCAUCAGGCAGGAGUCUCGUGGUAUUCUAUGGCUCUCAGACUGGCACCGGCGAAGAGUUUGCGGGUCGCCUUGCCAAGGAGGGCGUCCGCUACAAAAUGAAAGGCAUGGUCGCCGAUCCAGAGGAGUGUGAUAUGGAAGAGCUGACAAAACUUCAGGAAAUACCCAACUCUCUUGCGGUGUUCUGUAUGGCUACGUACGGCGAGGGUGACCCCACGGACAACGCUAUGGAGUUUUACGAAUGGCUGAAGAAUGGAGAACCGGAUUUGAAUGGUCUCAACUACGCGGUAUUUGGUUUGGGUAACAAGACAUAUGAACAUUACAAUGCUGUGGCGAUAUAUUUAGACAAACGACUAGAGGAACUUGGAGCUACUAGGGUGUAUGAAUUAGGACUUGGAGAUGAUGAUGCAAAUAUUGAAGAUGACUUCAUCACUUGGAAGGACAGAUUCUGGCCUGCAGUGUGUGAGAAAUUCAAUAUUGAAAGUACUGGUGAGGAAGAGCUGACACGUCAAUUCCGUCUUGUGAGCCAUUCAAAUGGAGAAAUACCUCCAGAAAAUGUUUUCACAGGAGAAAUUGCUAGACUUCACACAUACCAAGUACAAAGACCGCCUUAUGAUGCUAAAAAUCCAUUCCUAGCUCAAAUUACAGUCAAUAGAGAACUACAUAAAGGUGGUGAUAGAUCUUGUUUACAUGUAGAGUUAGACAUUUCUGAUUCUAAGAUGCGAUAUGAAGCAGGUGACCAUGUGGCUAUAUAUCCUAUCAAUGACACAGACCUAGUAGAUCGUCUUGGUGCCUUAACUGAAGCUAACAUGGAUGAAAUCUUUUCAUUAAUCAAUACAGAUCUAGAGAGCAGCAAGAAGCAUCCCUUCCCUUGUCCUACCUCCUACAGAACUGCUUUAUCACAUUAUUUAGAAAUUACUGCAUUGCCUCGCACUCACAUACUAAGGGAACUGGCAGAGUAUUGCACAGAUGAGGAAGAUAAAAAAAAGCUGCUUCUAAUGUCAACAAAUUCUCAAGAAGGCAAAGCACUCUAUCAUUCAUUUGUAGUUGAUGCCUGCAGAAAUAUUGUCCAUAUACUUGAAGAUAUUAAAUCAUGUAAGCCACCUCUCGAUCAUCUUUGUGAGCUGUUGCCCCGUUUGCAACCCAGAUUUUAUUCUAUCUCAUCAAGUCCUAAGUUACAUCCUGAAACUGUGCACAUAACGGCUGUUGUAGUGCAAUAUAAGACAUCAACAGGGCGCGUCAAUAAAGGCGUGGCGACCACGUGGCUGGCUCAGCACAAACCAAUACCAGGCAAACCACUUCCACGAGUGCCAGUUUAUAUUCGGAAAUCUCAAUUCAGGUUACCUAUUCAAACACAGACACCUAUCAUCAUGGUCGGUCCAGGCACUGGUCUCGCUCCUUUCCGCGGGUUUCUGCAGGAGCGCGCAUAUGCUCGUGCUAAUGGCAAAGAAGUCGGCGAGAAUAUUCUAUAUUUCGGAUGCAGACAUCGUGAGCAAGACUAUAUUUAUCGAGACGAGUUGGAGAAAUAUGAAAAAAACGGCGAUGUCAAUCUAAAUGUGGCAUUCUCGAGAGAUCAAGAGCAUAAAGUUUAUGUGACCCAUCUAUUGGAGAAAAAUAUUGAUAAAAUUUGGGACGUCAUUGGAAAUCGCAAUGGACACUUCUAUGUUUGUGGAGAUGCUAAAAACAUGGCUGUUGAUGUAAGGAACAUUGUCCUCAAAGCUGUCCAAGAAAAAGGUGGUCGAACUGAAGCAGAGGCUCUACAAUUCCUCAAGAAAUUGGAUUCUAUGAAGAAAUAUUCAUCAGACGUCUGGAGCUAGGUUGUUUUGAUAGGUGUACAAUAGUUUAAUUAUUUGUGACUAGACAAUUUACUCGUUCAAUAUAUUAAAGCCUGUAUGUUUAGGUAGAUUUUGUAAACAGUGUUAAGAAGACACUGCAUUUAUAAAUGACUAUUGGCCAACAACAUGUGGCAACAAAAAUAUUAAUGUUUUAACAGACAACAAAUCGCACAAAUUAAUUUUCUUAGAAACAAAAUAAGUGUUCUUAGUAAAUAAAAUAUUAAGAUUUUGCUCAUAAUCAUAAAAACCCUAUAAACUUUAUAUUGUGAUAAGCAAAUAUUAUUUAUGCAAAAUUCGUAUAUUAUUUUUACUGUAAAUUUUCAACAACAAUUUUAUUUGUGCAAAGAAAACUAUACAUCGGAUUAUAUGCACUAUCAAAACACCAUUUAUUAUAUGAGUUAUACUUGUGAUAAGAAUAUUAUUAUUUGAGGUAAUAUUCAAUGUGUGUAAUAUCUUAUAUCAGAUUUUUCUUGCUAAUGAGAAACGUGUAAUCUUACGACUUUCUGUUUUGGUAAUUACAUUGAGAUGUAAAAUUAUAUUCAGAUAUAAAAUCUUGAUGAUUGUUUGUAUGUAGAAACUAUAUGAUUGAUUUAAAUUAUCGUAUUAUUGACGUGUUAUUUAAUAUUAUUCUUGAAAUGAUAUGAGAAUGGUAUUUAGAAAUUCAAGUUGCUGUUGAGUGUAAUAUCAGUUUUAUUGUUUGUUGGUAGGUAUAUACAAUUAUAAUUAAUUAUUAUAAUGUCAUAAGUGGACUGGGACAUAGAUGUAAGAGAACAAAGAAAUCUACUUUUAUACACAUAUAUAACUUCAAUAUAAAUUUUGCUUAG